CAUAUUUUGCUGUUUAUUUUAUUUUAGAUGAUAAGGUUAGCAGUAAAAUGUUCAUCUUUUUGUAGUUUUUGUGUAGACGAUCUAAAAUUGUUACUUGAAUUCAACCUGUUUGCGUUAUUUAAUCAAGUUUUAUGUCCUGAAAUGUCUUCCCAAAAUGUAAAAUAUAUUCCCAAAGACGCCCAAGUUAUUAUGGCUAUACUGAAAGAAUUAGGUAUCAACGAUUUCGAUCCAAGAGUUAUCAAUCAGUUACUCGAAUUUAUAUAUUGGCACACUACUAUUAUUCUCGACGACGCUAGAGUGUUUGCAAAUCAUGCCAAAAAGAAAACUAUAGACGUAGAUGAUGUAAAGCUAGCAAUCCAAAUGCACGCAGAACAAAUGACAUCUGCUGGUCCUCCCAGAGAUGUAUUAUUAGAACUGGCUAGAAGCAAAAAUUCAACGUCGCUACCUCCAAUAAAACCGCAGUCAGGAAUCAGAUUACCGCCAGAUCGCUACUGUUUAUCACAGCCUAAUUAUAAAUUGAAGCCGAAUUUGAAUAAUACCAAAAAAGUGAUCAAUAGUACAGCUACAACCAAUGGAACUACUCAUGAAAUUAAAUUCAGUACGACUCCUGUGUUAAAGCAGAUGCCUAUGAUACCUCGAAAUGAUCCAUCAUCGCCAAACUUCAUGUCGAAAGAUAUCAGCUCUGAUUCGCAUUCAGCAACGGAUAUCUUGAUGACAAGAGCAUCUGUUAAUUCUUCCAAUCAAAUAUCAGAGAUUAAAACGGAAACUGACAUUGAUUUAAUGGAAAUAGAUGCAAUCACCGACCAUAUUUAAAAAUACGUGUACUAAAUUUUAUCGAGAUGUCUAUAAAUAAGUUGUUGAAGUAGAUGAAUUCAAUGAAGAUUUAAAUACGGUAUUUUUGUAUGUACAUUUUUGCUUUGAUAUGCAUGUAUUUCAUAUCGAUGGCAUUUAUAGGUUUAAAAUAGCGCCAGUAUAUUGCAAUUCUUUGAUUUUUACGUGUGUAAUUUUUGUACUUCAACUGUCGUUGUUUUGUUUGUCAUUGUAUUUAAAUAUAAGAAAGUGAUAAUA
This is a messenger RNA of Planococcus citri (citrus mealybug), 1068 nucleotides long. RefSeq names its product transcription initiation factor TFIID subunit 9B-like. Gene Ontology annotation, cellular component: transcription factor TFIID complex; SAGA complex. The record is from RefSeq and is a predicted model, not a curated record. The coding region runs from base 28 to 813 and encodes 261 amino acids. Gene Ontology annotation, molecular function: transcription coactivator activity; protein heterodimerization activity; RNA polymerase II general transcription initiation factor activity. Gene Ontology annotation, biological process: RNA polymerase II preinitiation complex assembly; DNA-templated transcription initiation. Lineage: Eukaryota; Metazoa; Arthropoda; Insecta; Hemiptera; Pseudococcidae. The transcript is spliced from 5 exons.